GAGAAUACAGAGAAAACGACAAACCAACCCACCUUCAUUACAAAACCUUUCAUACAAGUAUCGAUGGAUUCCUGUGACUGUGAGUGAAAGCCCAAAACAGUCAGCUGUCAGCCCACGUUUCUUUGCUCUCCAAUUAGUUGCUUAAAUCAUCUUUUGUCGAGCUGUGUGACAAUGGCAGAUGAGGUAGUUCUGCUGGAUUUCCGGCCCAGCAUGUUUGGGAUGAGGGUCAGGAUCGCGCUUGCUGAGAAGGGGAUCGAGUACGAGUACAAGGAGCAGGACCUGAAGAACAAGAGCGAGCUGCUUCUCAAGAUGAACCCGGUUCACAAGAAGAUCCCGGUUCUCAUCCACAACGGCAAGCCGAUCUGUGGGUCCCUCAUCAUCGUUCAGUACAUUGACGAGGUCUGGAACGACAGGUCUCCAUUCCUGCCCUCCGAUCCUUACCAGAGAGCUCACGCCAGGUUCUGGGCUGACUUUUUUGAUCACAAGGUGUAUGGUGUUGGAAGGAAGUUAUUGGCGACAGAAGGAGAGGAGCUGGAGGUAACAAAGAAGGAUUUCUUGGAAAUGUUUAAGACAUUGGAGAGAGAGCUUGGUGAGAAGCCCUACUUUGGGGGUGAAACAUUUGGGUUUGUCGACAUUGCUCUCAUCACUUUCUACAGCUUCUAUGUGCUUGAGACAUUUGGGGAAUUCAGCAUAGAAGCAGGGUGCCCUGAGAUUAUUUCAUGGGAUAAGAGGUGCAUGAAGAAGGAGAGUGUCGCCAAGACUCUUCCCCACCAAAAAAAGAUUUACGAGUUUUCCUUGGAGAGUAUUGGACUAGAGUAAUGCUACUCUUCUCAGAAUUACAGAGUGUAGAAAUGAUAAAUAUAUAUCUAUGUUUCUUUUCUUUUC
Corylus avellana is the source of this 885-nucleotide messenger RNA. The record is from RefSeq and is a predicted model, not a curated record. Lineage: Eukaryota; Viridiplantae; Streptophyta; Magnoliopsida; Fagales; Betulaceae.